AUUUUAGCUCUUUUUUUUUUUAUUAUUAUUAUUGAAUAGAGUGUUUAUACGCAUACACGUAUAUACAACCACAUAACCUCUCUAUACAUAUAUAUAUAUUCAUAAGAAAGUUUUACUCUUUUGUAUCCUGCUUUAUUCUUUUUUUUUUUUUUCAACUUCAACAAAAUGAUGCUUUAUAAGAUAGUCGUACUUGGUGAUGGUGGUGUAGGAAAGACGGCAUUGACUAUACAACUUUGUUUGAAUCACUUUGUUGAGACAUAUGACCCUACCAUUGAAGACUCUUAUCGAAAACAAGUUGUUAUAGAUGAUCAGCCUUGUGUACUUGAAGUAUUAGACACAGCUGGACAAGAGGAAUAUACCGCUUUACGUGAUCAAUGGAUACGUGACGGUGAAGGAUUUUUAUUGGUGUAUUCGAUAUCAUCCAGAUCAACAUUUGAUCGAGUGGAACGAUUCCGUGAUCAAAUCUUUAGGGUGAAGGAUGUGGACAAUGUACCUAUGAUACUGGUUGGCAACAAAUGUGAUAAGAUUACUGAACGCGAAGUGUCUCGGGAAGAAGGAUUUCAAAUGUCAAAGCAUUUGGGUUGUGAAUUUAUUGAAACAUCUGCAAAAACAUGUGUCAAUGUGGAACGAUCCUUUUAUACUGUUGUUAGGACAAUUCGUGCAAAUCGAGAAGGAUCUAGUCAAAACAACAAUUACAAGAAACGAAAAAGCAAGAAGUGCACCAUUCUAUAAUCUACUCGUAUAAUCUUUUUACUCUUAUCUAUUCUCCUUAUUGUCAUUUCAUAUUUUUUCUCCCCUACUUUAUCCAUCUUCCCCUCUUUCACCUUUU
Messenger RNA from Halteromyces radiatus, 829 nucleotides. Its product is annotated as small G-protein Ras2. Bases 166 to 732 code for a protein of 188 amino acids. The record is from RefSeq and is a predicted model, not a curated record. The transcript has 4 exons. Gene Ontology annotation, biological process: signal transduction. Lineage: Eukaryota; Fungi; Mucoromycota; Mucoromycetes; Mucorales; Cunninghamellaceae. Gene Ontology annotation, molecular function: GTP binding; GTPase activity; GDP binding. Gene Ontology annotation, cellular component: plasma membrane.